Molecule: messenger RNA, 1505 nt
Organism: Zophobas morio
Lineage: Eukaryota; Metazoa; Arthropoda; Insecta; Coleoptera; Tenebrionidae
Product: cyclic nucleotide-binding domain-containing protein 2-like
Exons: 1
Coding region: 46-1464 (472 amino acids)
Source: RefSeq, a predicted model, not a curated record
ACUGCGUCUUGAGAGACGUCAACGUCAAAAUCUCCUUCGUCCACCAUGGCCGCAAGAAUGAUGGAGCGCGCCCGGCGCAAAUCCAUGUCGCCCGAAGAACGCUACCAGCGCGCCGUCAGCGCGAAGCGAAAGUUCAGGGCACUCGUCAGACUCAUCAUCGCCAACCUGAGCUGGCUGCAGGAGCUCGAGGACGAAAAACUAGGCGAGAACGUGAAGAAGAACAUCCAAGUACUGACGAGGAAGAAGGGCAAGAAGAGCUUGCUCACGUUGAAAGACAAAACGGUGCUGAACAAAGCGGCCGAGGAGCGAACCGAAGCCGAGAAGAACCACCUGAGGAGAAUCAUCGGUAACUUGAAGUGUUUCAGACGAUACCCAAUGGAGGUUAAGAACGAACUGCCCGGAAUCUGCUACUUCAACUUCUUCGGUCCGAACAGGACCAUCGUGCGCCAGAACUACGAAUCGCACAACCUCUACGUCAUCCUGAGCGGCGAGGUCGUGGUGAGUCAAACCUACUACGAUAAACUGCUCAAAGAAACGGUCACGAAAGACGUGCUGUUGAUGGGUCCUGGCAACUACUUCGGGGAGGUUGGUCUAUUGCACAACAUCGCCCGUACGGCCACCGUCACCACCACGGAAGCCACGGAAUUUUUGUACAUUACACGCGAAGACUUCAUCCGAGUUCUGAAAGCGACAGUGGCCAACCAAUGGGCGGAAGUCCAACUGAACAUGUCUUGGUUCAACUAUUUCGACAGUUGGUCCGAAAUCGACAUCCGAGAGAGCUGCAUUCUAGCGAAGAAGAAGAACUUCGAACCGGAUCAGAUCAUUUUGAGUGCCACCGGAGGGCAACUGGACUGCGUCUACUUUCUAACUAAAGGUACCUGUUACUUGAUCGAGCACAUGACGAUCAAAACGUCGUACAAAAAAGGUAUACCGCAUUACACUUUACUUAAAGACGGAGAAGAGGGAGAAGCUCGACCUCCUCUCAAUAUCUACAAGGAAAUCAAAAAGUUGCACAGAAAGGAAGAGUCGCAUUCGGGUUUGGGGGCUUCGAUACGACCUGCCAUAAGCACGUCGCGACCUACUUUGAAUCCUUCCUACAUCACCCCCAGCGUAAGGGUCCAUUUCAUAAAAGUCUGCUACUUUCACAAGCUUGCUUGUUUCAACGUCGGCGAAAGUUUGAAGAACCGCAUCAUCGUUUCGGCCACAGAGAGCGAAUGCUUGCUCCUACCUAGGUACUUUUUGCUAGACAAGAGCAUGAUCACGUUCAAGGCCAUCGGACAAUUUCUGACGAGGUACAUUCCGAGCACCGAACAGAUCUUCAAGUACUUCUUGGAAGACCACCGGUGGACUCUCUACAAGGAGCAACUGGUCGACCGCAUCCUCGAGGUGACGGCGUUCACCGGCAACACCAUCCACAACAUCCCGUAUACGAUAAGGCUAUCCGAGGACUUGGGGGAGAUAUGACCGAACACCAUUUCCUUUUUGCGUUAGCAACAAAUAAACCU